Messenger RNA from Dromaius novaehollandiae (emu), 3224 nucleotides. Its product is annotated as protocadherin gamma-A12-like. Gene Ontology annotation, molecular function: calcium ion binding. Bases 198 to 2738 code for a protein of 846 amino acids. The record is from RefSeq and is a predicted model, not a curated record. Gene Ontology annotation, biological process: homophilic cell-cell adhesion. NCBI's taxonomy places the organism in Eukaryota, Metazoa, Chordata, Aves, Casuariiformes, Dromaiidae. Gene Ontology annotation, cellular component: plasma membrane. The transcript has a single exon.
AGGUGUCGCUGUUUGCCCACGAUGGGCCGAUCGGCCGCCAGCGAGCGCGAGAAGGGAAGCGAGCCGGAGAGAGAGGAGGCGCCGGGCUGCACGGUCGGCGCAGGAGAGAGCAGGGUGCGGAGCGAGCCGGCUUCUGCUGCUGGGAGGGGAGGUUCAGAGAGGAGGAGUACGGCGGACGCGGUGGCCGGAGCUGUGAAAUGUGGCCGCGAGAGAGGCGCUGGGACUGCCGAGGGCGAGCCCGAGGGCGAGGGCGAGCGCUGCUGUGGUGCGCCUUGGUGGCGGCGUGGGAGCUGGCGUGGGGGCAGCUGCGCUACGCGGUGCCCGAGGAGAUGCAGAAGGGCUCUUUCGUGGGCGACGUGGCCAAGGACCUGGGGCUGGAGCUGGCGGCGCUCCGCCAACGCGGCGCCCGCGUACUUUCCGAAGGUAGGAAGCAGUAUUUUGCUCUGCAUGAGAAGACCGGCCAUUUAGUGACGGCGGAGCGGAUAGACAGAGAGCAGGUCUGCGAAACCCCAGAUAAGUGCGUGCUGCGCUGUGAGGUGAUAGUGGAGGGCGAAAUGAAGGUUUAUGCAGUCGAAGUGGAAGUCAGAGACAUUAACGACAACGCGCCCAGCUUCCGAGAGGCAGAAACGCAACUGAAAGUGAGCGAGACAACAGCCCCGGGGUCGCGGUUUCCCCUGGCUGAGGCUCACGACCCGGACGUCGGGAGCAAUUCCCUGCAGCGCUACGAGCUCAGCGGCGACCAGCACUUCUCCCUGGCCGUCCAGACGGGAGCCGAUGGGGAGAAGCGUCCCGAGCUGGUGCUGGCGCAGGCGCUGGACCGGGAGGAAAGCGCCUUCCACGAGCUGGUGCUGACGGCGGUGGACGGCGGGGAGCCGGCGCGGACGGGCACGGCGCGGAUCCGCGUGCUGGUGCUGGACGCGAACGACAACGCGCCGGUGUUCAGCCAGGCGGUGUACACGGUGCGCGUGCGCGAGGACGUGCCCGUGGGCUCCACCCUGCUCACCGUCAGAGCCACCGAUGCCGACGACGGGCUCAACGGAGAGGUGAAAUUUUCCUUUCAAAAGAUUACAGUGAAAGCAUCGCAUAAAUUCCAGCUGGACACGGAAACGGGAGCGAUCACCCUGGUGAGGAGCCUGGACUUCGAGGAGGGCUACUCGUACGAACUGGGGCUGCAGGUACGGGACGGUGGAGACCUUUCCGACACGGCGAAAGUCGUGAUCGCGGUGACCGACGUCAACGACAACGCGCCCGAGAUCUCCGUGCGGUCGCUGCUGAGCGCGGUGUCGGAGGACUCUCCCGCCGGGACGGUGGUGGCCCUGCUGCACGUGCAGGACCGCGACUCGGGGGCGAACGGGGAGGUGAGGUGCUCGCUGGGCGCGGGGCUGCCGUUCCGGCUGCGGAGCUCGCUGGGCAGCUACUACAGCGUGGUGACGGCGAGGGAGCUGGACCGCGAGGAGGUGUCGGAGUACAACGUGACGGUGCGGGCGACGGACGGCGGAUCGCCGGCGCUGCGCAGCAGCGCGGUGCUGCCGCUGCGCGUGCUGGACGUGAACGACAACGCGCCGGUGUUCGCGGAGGCGCGCUACAGCGCCUGGCUGCCCGAGAACAACGCCAAGGGCGCGCUGGUGCUGACGGUGCGGGCGGCGGACGCGGACUGGGGGCAGAACGCGCGCGUGCGGUACCGGCUGUGCGAGGGCCAGGUGCGGGGCGCGCCGCUCUCGUCGUACGUGUCGGUGCACGCGGAGACGGGCGCGCUGUACGCGCUGCGCUCCUUCGACUACGAGGAGGUGCGCGAGGUGGGGCUGUGGGUGCGCGCGGAGGACGGCGGCGCGCCGGCGCUGAGCAGCAACGUGUCGGUGCGGCUCUUCAUCGUGGACGAGAACGACAACGCGCCGCAGGUGCUGUACCCGCCGGCGGCGCCGGGCGCCGGCUGGACGGGCGUGGAGCUGGCGCCGCGCGCCGCCGAGCCCGGGGCGCUGGUGGCCAAGGUGGUGGCGGUGGACGCGGACUCGGGGCAGAACGCCUGGCUGUCCUACGAGCUGGCCAAGGCCACGGAGCCGGGGCUCUUCCGCGUGGGGCUGCACAGCGGCGAGGUGCGCACGGCGCGGUUCCCGCUGGCGCGCGACGCGCUGCGGCAGAGCCUGGUGGUGGUGGUGAGGGACCACGGGCAGCCGGCGCUGUCGGCCACGGCCACGCUGACGGUGGUGCUGGCCGAGAGCGUGGCCGAGCUGCUGUCGGACCUGGGCGGCGCGGCGGCGCCGGGCGAGCCGGGCGGCAGCCUGACGCGCUGGCUGGUGGUGGCCGUGGCGGCCGUGUGCUGCCUCUUCCUCGCCUUCCUGCUGGCGCUGCUGGCGCUGCGCCUGCGGCGCUGGCGCCGCUCCCGGCUGCUGGCGGCGGGCAGCGGCGCCUCGCGCGCCGUCGCCGCCUCGCCCUUCGUGGGCAUCGACGGCGUCCGCGCCUUCCUGCACUCCUACUCGCACGAGGUCUCGCUCACCGCCGACUCGCGCAAGAGCCACCUCCGCUUCCCGGGCGGCAGCUGCUCCAACACCCUGCCGGCCGCGCCGCCGCCCGACAAAUGCGCGCCGCUGCUGCUGCCCGAAGAGCCCUCGCGUGCCCGCGCCGACAGCGGAGACGCCCUCCCGGUGAGUCCCUCUAGCGAGGCCCUUACGCUGCUUUUACGCUCCACUGGGUUGCUGCUCUGGACUGUUCUGCGCGUGUUGUGUGUUGCAUGUACAUAGCCUUAGCUCUAAGUAGAGGCCGAUUAGGCAGAGGUACGUGCACCCAAUAUUUCGCUCUUUCUCUCUUGUUCCUGCCAGCUAACUGAUGCAUUCCGGUGGCAGCGUUCGGCCUAGCAUGGAGCGUGCGAUGUGUGUGCGUCCUUUUGCUUUGAGUUGCCUGCUCCUUGGGCCGGGUCUUCGAAGCCUGCGCCACGUUGUUCCUCAGGUCACCACCUUUCGUGUAUAAUUCAGCUAUUCCUGUGAAUGUUAGGCGCUGGGAGUAGACGGACACUCUGCGUUAGCAGUCGAGUCACAGAUGUCCCAGCUUCUUCAGGACGUGUGCUUUAGACGGAUGAGACUGUCUUUAAGCAGAGGCUUGGAUGACGCAGUGUUCUGCCUUAGCCGCACUUUUUGGGGUUUUUUUGGUUUUUUUUGUUUCCUUCCCCAUAACAAGUAGCUCUUUCUUAUGUCGUUUUCCUUCCGUGGUGGGACUUUUCCUCUUCUUCU